AUGUAUCAAAUCAUCGCGAUAAUCUUCCUCGCCUGGGUCAUCCUCCAGACCCGCACCUAUUUCCGCCUCUCGCACAUCCCAGGCCCAUUCCUAGCAAAACUCACCAACAUCCCACGCUUCACCUGGGUACUCAGCAACAAAGCACACGACAUACAUGUCUCCCUCCAUCGCAAGCACGGCCCCCUUGUCCGCUUCGGUCCCAACAUGGUCUCCGUCGCAGACCCAAAGGAAGUAAGCCACGUCUACGCUUUCAAGUACCCCUGGGUCAAAUCGAACUUUUACUCCGCCUUACAGAUGAAACCCCGUGGGAAGCCUAUCCCCGGGAUCUUUGCGGCGCAGGAUGAGGCGGUGCAUAAGCUGCUCAAGAGGCCCGUUGCGGGUGCUUAUGCGAUGAGCACGCUGGUCAGCUUUGAGCCGUAUGUGGAUACGACGAUGCGUGUGUUCUGUGACGAGCUCGAGCGGCGCUUUUCCGACCGUCAAGUAUGCGAUUUUGGAAAAUGGCUGCAGAUGUUUGCCUUUGAUGUCAUUGGCGAACUGACCUUCUCGCGGCGGUUGGGAUUCCUCGAGUCCGGCGAGGAUGUCAACCACGUUAUGGCGAAUAUCUGGGAGACGUUUAAGAAGACUUCGCUGGUCACGCAGAUGCCCUGGCUUGACAGGGUCUGGCUCAAUAACCCUAUCCAGCGGUGGAGGCGCGGGGGAGGGGCCAGCCCUGGUGCGGCGUUUGCCAUGGCGUGUGUGGAGGAGCGACGGCAGAAGACGACGGAUAAGAAUGAUUGGGGGUUCAACACGAGGGACUUCUUGUCGAGGUUUAUGGAGAUUGAAGCGAAGGAUAGAACCGUGCCGCCCUAUGCACUCGCCGCAUGGGCUUCCUCCAAUAUCACAGCUGGCAGCGACACAACGGGCAUUUUCCUGCGGACAGUCUUCUACAACCUCCUCAAAAAUCCAAACACACUGCACAGACUUCUCGAAGAACUCGAUUCCGCCGCUGCAGCAGGCAACCUCGACGAUUUGGCAUCGUGGAAGCAGACACGGGAGUUGCCCUACCUCGACGCCGUGAUCAAGGAGGGUGGCCGUAUCCACCCACCAUUUGGACUCCCAUACGAAAGGGUUCUACCAAAAGAAGGAGCGACGAUUUGCGGAGAGUUCUUGCCCGGUGGCACAGUUGUGGGCAUGAGUGCUUGGGUGGUGCAUCGGGAUAAGGAUCUGUACGGGGAGGACUGCGAUGAGUGGAAUCCCGAGAGGUGGUUGAGAUACGAUGCGGAGAGAAGGAGAGCAAUGGAGAAUGCCUUGCUGACGUUCGGUGCCGGCCAUCGGUCUUGCAUGGGAAAGCACAUUGCCUACUUGGAGAUGUACAAAGUCAUUCCGACAUUGCUGCGGCGCUUUGAGUUCGAGCUUGUUGGUCCGGACGAAGGGGGAGCUUGGGAUGUAAAGAACCGGUGGUUUGUUAUGCAGGAGGGCUUUCUUGUUCGCCUGCGGAAGAGGACAGGAGUGUCAGACUAG
This is a messenger RNA of Aspergillus mulundensis, 1500 nucleotides long. RefSeq names its product cytochrome P450. The record is from RefSeq and is a predicted model, not a curated record. Gene Ontology annotation, molecular function: heme binding; monooxygenase activity; iron ion binding. The transcript has 4 exons. NCBI's taxonomy places the organism in Eukaryota, Fungi, Ascomycota, Eurotiomycetes, Eurotiales, Aspergillaceae. The coding region runs from base 1 to 1500 and encodes 499 amino acids.